AUGGCGAUGUUGAGCUCCUGCACCACCCUCCUGAGCCGGGCGCCGCCGGCACCGGGAAAAUCCUCUCCCGCCGCCGCACUGCAGCUCCGCAGCAGACAACCGGCGGCGGCGUCAGUAGCGGCUCUGCGUUGGGCCUCACGCAAGGAGUCCCGGUCCCGGGCUGCUCUCUUCGCGUGCCAUGCGCAGAAGUACAACAUCGAACCCAGUGCCCUGGUGCACCCUCGCGCAUUUGACGGCAGCGACUGGAGUCUCGGGGAAGAUAAGAACCGCAUCAUCCUCAGCCUCAACGUGGGAGAGUCCACGACCGAGAAAGACCUGGAGGUUGCAACAACGGAGGACCAGACCCUCCUGGUCAUCAGGUACAAUAAGAAGGAGGACCAGAGCAGCAGCAGCAGCCCGGCGAGCUCGCUGGACGUCCGCCUGCUGAUGCCUCCCGGCUACGACAGUAAUAAGAUGCAGGCGAUCAUGUGGAAUACGGGCUGGCUAGAGAUUUCUAUCCCCAAGCCUAAGCACGAACGCAAAACGAUACCUAUCACGCCAUCGACAAAGACCCAGACAACCCCGACCUCGUGA
This is a messenger RNA of Miscanthus lutarioriparius, 573 nucleotides long. NCBI's taxonomy places the organism in Eukaryota, Viridiplantae, Streptophyta, Magnoliopsida, Poales, Poaceae. The record is from the annotation of a GenBank genome assembly.